GUAUUACCAGUUGUAGAAGUGAGCUCAUCAGUUUUUACUGAAGCAGCAGAGAAGAUGGCAGACCAUGAGAAAAUCCAGAGGCAGAGACAGAAGAGGAGGAGCCCGCACACUCAUUGCGUCAUGUGUUUGUCUUUGAAACACAUUUAUUGACCACUAGAGAAUCUUGCUCGGUUGUGUAAUUUGUGAGUGUGUUGAGGUGAACGCACAGGAGAAGCAGACCAACAGUUGACAGAGGAGGAGGAUAUUUUCACCCACUGAACCACAAUGUCUCAACCAGGACAGGAAGAAGGUGAACACAUGCAGCGUCCUGAAGUGAGUGAAGAGGAUCUGACUGAAACAAAGGGCAAACUGGGCACUGGUGGGCCACCAAAGAGCAAGACCUUUGAAGUCAUGGAGGAGUGUGAGAAAACGGGUAAAGUUGCUCCGUCUGUGUUCAGUCGAGCUAAGUCUGGAGCAGAGACCGCGCUCAACACACGCUCAGGUCGUCCAGUCAGAAAGUAGCAGACCUCUGGACCAUGACUGGACAACACUUUAAGGGUUUGGGUUUGGUUCCAGCUGAAUAUCCAUCCAUUUAAAAAAAGAAAUCAGCAUAAAAAGCCACCUUCUUACUUUUUUUGUGCCGUUGUCCUGUUCAUCCAAGUUCUGCUUGUGUUUUUGCACUAAGUUUAAUUGUAGCACGUAGUUGCAUUUAUAGUAUUAUAGUGAACAGAUAUACAGGUUCCCAAUACAUUUUUAUUUACAUAAAUGGUAUCUCAAAUCGAUAAUUUGGUUAAUUUAGUCUCUGUUGUGGUUUCCUCUCACUGGCAUUUAUCUACUGUUCAAUGAUGCAAGUUAAUGACUUGAUUUCUUGAUUUAAGUCAUGAGGUCUUUUAUUUGAAUAAUCAUGACUCAUUCACUUGUUAAAAUACAUGUAAAUGCUCAUUACAACUAAUGACCAUCUGCGUGACUUGAUUCCAUUAAGCGGUUAAUUUAGACAGAUUAUAGUCCACUCAGUCCUUCUUAACCGUUUAUUUGCCUGUUAAAGUUAGUGUAUAAGAAUUGGUGACAUCUAAUGGUGAAACAACGGGACUUCUCUGCUCAGCCCUUUCUUUGUCAUAGUGGCCUGAGCAGCUUCAAAGAGAGCUUUGAGUCAUCCAUUAGCUGAUGAGGUUCACAUAGAUCCAGAUGUUUAAAAGUGUUAUUCAGUCGUUGUCAUGUUAGAUAGCCAGCAGUUCUUUUUAUUUAUGUUAGAAGCUUCUGCUUCAAAGUAAUAAAACUGUAGAAACAUGGUAACACGAGGUGACACCCUCAAUAAAGCAAGGCCUGUGAUUA
Solea senegalensis (Senegalese sole) is the source of this 1311-nucleotide messenger RNA. It is a transcript of the gene mustn1a, whose product is annotated as musculoskeletal, embryonic nuclear protein 1a. NCBI's taxonomy places the organism in Eukaryota, Metazoa, Chordata, Actinopteri, Pleuronectiformes, Soleidae. The transcript is spliced from 3 exons. The record is from RefSeq and is a predicted model, not a curated record. Gene Ontology annotation, biological process: chondrocyte differentiation; chondrocyte proliferation; tissue regeneration. Gene Ontology annotation, cellular component: nucleus. The coding region runs from base 265 to 501 and encodes 78 amino acids.